This is a messenger RNA of Cercospora beticola, 3297 nucleotides long. RefSeq lists its product as uncharacterized. NCBI's taxonomy places the organism in Eukaryota, Fungi, Ascomycota, Dothideomycetes, Mycosphaerellales, Mycosphaerellaceae. The record is from RefSeq and is a predicted model, not a curated record.
AUGGACGAAGACGCAGUAACCGUCAUUUCGGUGAACGGUCAACAUGGCGAUGACUUUGUAAAAAGGCAGUCCAACUUGGACCAUGCCUGUGAAGCACUCGUCCGGUACAACGGCCAACGAGACAAGCAUGGCGAGCACGGAGUCGAUGCUUCAACCCCUAUGACAGGCGGUCCUGGCGGUUUGCGUCAGCCUGUAAUCAAUACAGAAGUCGCUCCGCGGCGGAAGCUCGUUUUAUCUGCGAUUGGUGGUAAUGGUGAGACUGGUCGAAAGGGGGGAGAUGGCCAUUCAGGGCUUUCUGGUACUGCCGGAGCGGCUGCGACGCAGAUGGCGGAUGCUGAAAACGGCACAGACGGAGGUAACGGCGGCAACGCAGGCCGCGGAACGAACGGAGGCAAUGGAGGAGACGGUGGCUCAAUCCAGAUACUCCUAGGCCAUGAUAUGACUCACCUCCUCUACGUCGUGAACUGGAAUGUGUCCGGCGGAAGCGGUGCAGCUGCAGGUGAGCAUGGUCGUGCCGGGAAAGGCGGUGCGGGUGGUGCUGGAGGCGAAGGCACGAAUUGGGACCAAUUCGUUGGCUACAGAUAUCGCUGUACGCCGAACUGCCUGGGCAAGAAUACUCAAGAGAUCAGAACUACCUCGCCGUCGAAUGCUUUGCUUAUGGCUAGUACAUCGCUAGCGAGAAGUGGCACUCGCGCUCGCGCAGCCAUAGGAUCUGAGAACGUGGCCGGCAGCGAUCUCCACACGGCCGUAGCAUUAAUCGCUGCUCGCUAUCAUGCCAGACCUCAAAGACGCGUGGGUCAGGGUCUUUGCCACUGCGCUGGGGGACAAGGUGAUUGCGCUGGCUGCGAUAGUCAGCCUAUCACCAGAUCACUCCACAGAGUGCCCGGGCAGCCUGGUCAGCCUGGACGAGAUGGUCUCGAGCAAACCAGCGUACUAAAGGCCGGUCUACCAGGCGCUUCUGGCAAAAUGGUAAUUCUGGUACAGAACCUCGAUGGAACGAUCAGCGAGUAUGACAAGCCCUGGAAACUCCGACUCGUGUCUUUCGAUAUUGAAGACGAGAAUGGUGAUGGGAUCUUUGAGCCUGGUGAGAAGAUCAUCAUACGUCGAGUUUGUGUGGAGAACAUUGGGGGAAUGCCGUCGCCCUUACAAGGAAUCGAAUUGCUCAUAAAGCCAUCUGAGCAUCUUUUGCUAGACGACGAAGUCAAGCUGUUUCUUCCAUCCUCGAUUGCGCCUAGUACCGUUGCUACUGUCGAAGGAUAUAUAAGUGCCAAGAUACGACAAGCCGAAGAAAUCGUUGCCGACACUGCAUACAUGGAGCGCGGCGCGAAAAUAUCGCUUGCUGCAGUGCUUCCUUGGCUGAAUGUUGAGCUUCCGGAGUUUGAAUUGGAGAGGACCUUCGAUAUUCAAUUCCCUUGCGCACUCUCCAACUUCCGGGUCCUACCAAGCCUUAGCCCUGGUUCUUCGAGCACAAUUUCGUGGGAGAUCACAAAUCUCAGCUACAAAGCCAUUGGCAAUGCAGCCACAUCUCCACGCGCUAUCGAAGUCGUGGUUUCGGUCCCCAGAGAAUAUGGCACUCUUGGCUCAGAGCACACGACCAUUGUCAAUGAUUCCAACGAAGUGCCGGUAGCAGUGGCUCAUAUCGAACCGAAAGCCACAAGUAUUUCGUCGCAAGUGCUCAAGAUCUUACCCGAAGGUCGAGCUCCGAGUCGAUUCUACCUUACAGUAGCACUGUAUAUUGCCGAUUCCGUCUGCUCGGAGGAAGUGGAUGCAGCUUCAGAAGUCGAAAUGAUCCUUGCUCAGAUGAUUCAGAUCGAAGUCAACGUCUCGAAAAGCUAUUGUUUCAAUGAGAAUGCCGGUAUCGUGAUGGUGGUCAACUCGACGACCCCACCAGGCCGUGUUCUAGCGCUGCAUCAAUUCAUCCAAGGAGAGCUGAACAUGACAGUGGAUUGUCUAGAUGUGAACGAGAACGGCGGAAUGCAGGUGGAUGAAGAUGCCGAGCUGGCCCAUCUCUUUACCAAAUACGACGGAAAGACUGUCAUUCUGUUAGGCAAACCCUUCCUGUUCCAGAACUCGCCCAGGACAACUCCUGAGCUCUGCGAUUCGAGGCAGAUUCGUCGAUCCUUGUCGUCCGGCACCUCAUUUCUAUUCCUUGGACUCCAUGAUGAUAGGACCAGCAACAAGCUCUUCGAGCAGGUCGUUUUCGAAGUCGCGCACAACGCUUCCAACACAUUGGCCUCGGUUCCAAAGUCGGCCAAAUUCACCCGCAUUUCUGAUUUCGUUGGGGCUAUCCUGGACCAAAAGCAGAACAACAUGGGAAGCUCUUCUCCAACCGUGUUCUCUUUGGCUGGUCGGCGGCGGCGUUGCAAUGGAAUGCUAAGUCCAAGCAUCGAAAGUCAAGCGAAAGCGGCGUCUCGCAAGCUACACAAGCUUUUACCUCAGGAACUAUUUUUGCUUCUGCCGGUGUCGCAACAAUCAGGAUCGUCGCCUUCCGUUGGUGGUGAUCAGUUGAUCAUUUUGUGGGGUGCUGAAGCUACUGUUCCGUUGCGAGUCACUGAGAUCCGGGACUCUUACAGCGCAUCUUUGGAUCACUUCGAAAAAUACAGUAUCGUUGCUGCGCUUCCUGUGGCUCACAGAGUUCAGCAGAUCUGGGACGAUGAGACGGAUGGCUCAACAUCUUCCGUAACCGAGGCCGCGACCUGCUCCCUCGGUAUCGAGUGCAUUCGCCAGAUCGAUCAAUAUGCCUUCUCUGCAUUUUCUAGUGGGCCUGUGAAGGUCUUUACGGAAGAUGUACUUGGCGUGCAUCUCCCUACCGUGGCAGCGGUAUUAUUCCACCCAUGGUCAUCGAAGGGUGUUCCUCAGGCAGUCCAGGUUAUUCUGGUUUAUUGUCUCGACACAUGUCGGCCCCAUACCAAACGACAAGCACUUGCUCAAGCUCUCAUGUGGAACAGCUCCAGUCGGCAAAGACUUGCCAAAUAUCUGCUAGAGUCCGUGGAAGCUCUUUCUCCAGGACUGGGUGCCGAGAUCCAGCGACAGGCCGAUAAGCUCCGUGAUCAGGAGCUCAACGCGAUGCGACAUGUGGUCCGGCGUGGGGCCAAAUUGACAAGAAUGUCCGAACAUGCUUUUGAGCGUAGUACUGAGUCCACGAUGGACGUGGUACAUGGCUCGGAAGUCUGCACGGCUGAAGAGUGGGAUGCACGGUGGGCUGCGAAUCAAGAUGCGUGGGACAGAAUCGUUGAAGAUGAAAGCCGUGCUCCACAGCCCAUUGACACCAUGUCACGUGGUAAUGUAGUUGCAUAG